Molecule: messenger RNA, 3802 nt
Organism: Sus scrofa (pig)
Lineage: Eukaryota; Metazoa; Chordata; Mammalia; Artiodactyla; Suidae
Gene: MTHFD1L
Product: methylenetetrahydrofolate dehydrogenase (NADP+ dependent) 1 like
Biological process (GO): tetrahydrofolate interconversion
Cellular component (GO): mitochondrion; cytosol
Molecular function (GO): formate-tetrahydrofolate ligase activity; methylenetetrahydrofolate dehydrogenase (NADP+) activity; ATP binding
Source: RefSeq, a predicted model, not a curated record
UUUCAGGAAGCCAACUGCCACCUGAAGGCAGGAUGUUGUCGGCGUCCUGGGCGGAGGACUAAGGUGCAGUCUCCCGGGAGGGCCUGAGGUCCAUCCUGAGGCCCCACCCUGCUGUGGUUUUCAGCGUUAGCCGGAUUUCGAGUCUGUGAUUGGAAGCGCCAGAAAGCCUGCCCGCGAGGUCCAGGCAACUCCAACAGCAGCCCCGUCCCGCAGGCCUCCGCCUUCCCAACGUCACUGGCACUGAGUGCAGUGCCCCCUAGGGGCUCCCGCUCGGCUGUGGAAGAAGAGCCAGGUCCUUCCUGCUACUGUCCCGCUACCGGCCGCGCGCGGCUCUCCAGUCCGGAGCCCGCCCCGCCCGCCUCCGGAGGAACGUGAGCGUCUCCGGGCUCCACCGCCGCAUCUCCGCAUCGCGGACGGACCCGCCGCCCCUCGCUCCCGCCGCCUCGCCGCGUCCCCGCUGCACCGCCCGCCCCUCGCCAUGAGCGCGCGCCUGCCGCUCCUCCUGCGCCAGCUCCGCAGCCCCCAGCUCCCUGGCCGGCCGCGCCUCCUCCGAGCGCUGUGUCGCGCCAGCAGCGGCGGGGGCGGCGGAUGCGGGGGCGGGGAGGCCCCGCUGGGGCAGCAGAGGCUGCGGGACUCCCAGGCCGGGAGCAGCCGGGGCCCGGGCAGCCGGGCGCCCCCAGCGCGGGACUCGAUCGUCCGAGAAGUCAUUCAGAAUUCGAAAGAAGUGCUGAGUUUAUUGCAAGAAAAAAACCCUGCCUUUAAGCCAGUUCUUGCUGUUAUUCAGGCAGGUGAGGAUAACUUGAUGCAGGAAAUAAACCAGAAAUUGGCUGAGGAGGCUGGUCUGAACAUCACGCACAUCUGCCUUCCUGCGGACAGCAGUGAAGAUGAGAUUAUAGAUGAGAUCCUAAAGAUUAAUGAAGACUCAAGAGUACACGGCCUUGCCCUUCAGAUCUCUGAGACCUCAUUUAGCAGCAAAAUCCUUCAUGCUUUGAAACCAGAAAAAGAUGUGGAUGGAGUAACGGAUGUCAACCUGGGGAAGUUGGUACGUGGAGAUGCCCAUGACUGUUUCGUUUCGCCUGUGGCCAGAGCUGUCAUUGAACUUCUUGAGAAGUCAGGUGUCAACUUAGAUGGAAGGAAGAUCUUGGUAAUAGGAGCCCAUGGGUCUUUGGAAGCCACCCUGCAAUGCCUGUUCCAGAGAAAAGGGUCAAUGACAAUGAGCUCUCAGUGGAAAGCACCUCAGCUUCAGAGCAAGCUUCACGAGGCUGAUGUUGUGAUCUUCGGCUCACCCAAGCCAGAAGAGGUUCCGCUGUCCUGGAUCCAGCAAGGAACUGCUGUUCUCAACUGUUCCCAUGACUUUCUGUCAGGGAAGCUGGGGUGCAGUUCUCCGGGCAUCCAUGGUCAUAGUCUCAUUGCAGAAGACGUGAGUCUCCUUGCUGCAGCUCUGCGGAUUCAGAACAUGGUUGGAAGCGGAAGGAGAUGGCUCCGCGAGCAGCAGUACCGCAGGUGGAAACUUCACUGCUUGAAACUUCAGCCUCUGUCCCCCGUUCCAAGUGAUAUUGAGAUUUCAAGAGCACAGACUCCAAAAGCCGUGGAUGUCCUUGCCAAGGAGAUAGGAUUGCUUGAGGAUGAAAUUGAAAUCUACGGCAGAAGCAAAGCCAAAGUACGUCUGUCCCUGCUGGAGAGGUUAAAGGAUCAAGCAGAUGGAAAAUACGUCUUAGUUGCUGGGAUCACACCCACCCCUCUCGGAGAAGGGAAAAGUACAGUUACCAUCGGGCUUGUGCAGGCGAUGACUGCCCACCUCAACGUCAACUCCUUUGCCUGUCUGAGGCAGCCGUCUCAAGGACCGACUUUCGGAGUUAAAGGAGGAGCUGCCGGUGGUGGAUACGCCCAGGUCAUCCCUAUGGAAGAGUUCAACCUUCACCUGACUGGAGACAUUCACGCCAUCACCGCUGCCAAUAACUUGCUGGCCGCUGCCAUUGACACAAGGAUUUUGCAUGAAAACACUCAAACAGAUAAGGCUCUGUAUAAUCGACUGGUUCCUUCAGUGAAUGGUAUUCGAGAAUUUUCAAAAAUUCAACUUGCUCGGCUAAAAAAACUGGGAAUCAAUAAGACAGAUCCGAGCGCUCUGACGGAGGAUGAAAUGAGGAAAUUUGCCCGCCUGGACAUCGACCCGGCCACCAUCACGUGGCAGAGAGUGUUGGACACAAAUGACCGAUUUCUACGGAAAAUAAUUGGGCAGGGGAACACAGAGAAAGGCCAUUCCCGGCAGGCGCAGUUUGACAUCGCGGUGGCCAGUGAGAUCAUGGCAGUGCUGGCCCUGACCGACAGCCUCAAGGACAUGAAGGAGCGGCUGGGAAGAAUGGUAGUGGCCAGUGACAAAAAUGGGCAGCCAGUGACAGCAGAUGACUUGGGGGUGACAGGUGCUUUGACUGUUUUGAUGAAAGAUGCGAUAAAACCAAAUCUGAUGCAGACCCUAGAAGGGACACCUGUAUUUGUACAUGCCGGCCCCUUUGCCAACAUCGCCCAUGGCAACUCUUCUGUAUUGGCUGAUAAAAUUGCCCUGAAACUGGUUGGUGAAGAAGGAUUUGUAGUCACUGAAGCUGGGUUUGGUGCUGAUAUUGGAAUGGAGAAAUUCUUCAACAUCAAGUGUCGAGCUUCUGGCUUGGUGCCCAAUGUCGUGGUGCUGGUGGCGACAGUGCGGGCUCUGAAGAUGCACGGAGGCGGGCCCAGUGUAACUGCUGGUGUCCCUCUUAAGAAAGAAUAUACCGAAGAGAACCUCCAGCUGGUGGCAGACGGCUGCUGUAACCUAAAGAAGCAAAUCCAGAUUGCUCAGCUUUUUGGGGUCCCUGUUGUGGUGGCUCUGAAUGUCUUCAAGACCGACACCCGUGCGGAGAUUGACUUGGUGUGUGAGCUUGCGAAACAGGCCGGCGCCUUUGAUGCCGUCCCCUGCUAUCACUGGUCAGUUGGUGGGAAAGGCUCCGUGGACCUGGCUUGGGCUGUGAGUGAAGCUGCACAUAAAGGAAGUCGAUUCCAGUUCCUCUAUGAUGUGCAGCUUCCAAUUGUGGAAAAGAUCAGAACCAUUGCCCAGGCUGUCUAUGGAGCCAGAGACAUUGAACUCUCUUCUGAAGCCCAAUCCAAAAUAGAUCGUUACACAGAGCAGGGUUUUGGAAAUUUGCCCAUCUGCAUGGCCAAGACCCACCUAUCUCUGUCUCACCAACCUGACAAGAAAGGCGUACCCAAGGAUUUCAUUCUCCCCAUCACUGACGUCCGGGCCAGCAUAGGCGCUGGCUUCAUUUACCCACUGGUUGGAACGAUGAGCACCAUGCCAGGACUGCCCACGCGGCCCUGCUUUUAUGACAUAGAUCUGGACACGGAAACAGAGCAAGUUCAAGGCCUGUUUUGAAUGAACAAGACAUCGCAGGACCCAGUUCAGACUCCACCAACACAAACGCCUGCCUGCCUUUUUGCUGCAGUUGGAGAAGAAAAUGAAUUUGAAAUAUGCUGUUACGCAAUGCCGGAGAAAUGGCGAAAGAGGCCAAGGAUUUCUUCUUCGUUUGAGGCAAAUUCUGUUGGCAGCAGAGUGUUCAGUAAAGGACCUCCACCAAGUCUGAAAGAAACUAAUUUAUUUUCUGUUUCUGCAGAGUUUACAUUAUUUCCCACCGCUUACACUUUAGAAUGUUUAUUUUAUGGGAACUGAGAGAUUGGAAGAGUGUGAACUGAGAGGUAACAUGUCCCACUAUGGAGUUUUCUAUUUUGUCUUUGAACUGAAAAUAAACAUGUAUGCAGCAAACCAACCAGCAAA